This is a messenger RNA of Didymodactylos carnosus, 1147 nucleotides long. NCBI's taxonomy places the organism in Eukaryota, Metazoa, Rotifera, Eurotatoria, Philodinida, Philodinidae. The record is from the annotation of a GenBank genome assembly.
AUGUCAUCGGACAGCGUUGCUGUUAAGGAAGUGAAUCCACGCUUUUUGGAUGAUAUUGGAAACGAACCUAAACAAAUGUUGGCACCCAUCUCGGGCUAUGAAAGGGAACCACUAAUGUCAUUAAAAGGAGCUGUUAAGCCCCUUCUCAACAUCGUUCCUGAACUAACAGCAUACAUGUGGGUUGCUAUGGCAAACUCGAAACAUGGUUCGGAUGGUCUCACUCCUGAUGAAUCAGCUGCUAUUCACUUAUAUACAAUGGAAGGGAGCGGACAGAAAAACAGUUUAUAUUAUUUGCUCAAUUGUGCAUUACGUGAGAUUGAUCGUCGGCGACUCAUUCCAUGGUUUGGAUAUUUGAAAUUAUUGUUGACAGCUCUAUUCAAACUACCGUCGGUGAAAGCAACGGUUUGGAGGGGUGUAAGUGCUGAUUUAAGUCAAGAAUAUGCUGAAGGUAGUUUUCGCACGUGGUGGGCACUAUCAUCUUGUACGAACAGAAUUAAAGUUCUUGGAUCACCUUCGUACAUUGGAAACGCAGGUGUUCGUACUCUGUUUUCUAUUGAUUGUGAAAACGGAAAAUCGAUUCGAACUCAUUCAUAUUUCAAGAAUGAAGAUGAAAUAUUGUUGAUGCCAGGUACGUAUUUGGAAGUUGUUAGUGAAAUUAAUUUAGCAGAAGGCCUGCAUGUUGUUCAUUUGCAAGAAAAAGAGCCGCCUGUUCAACUGCUAAUACCGCCUUUCGCUUUGGGUACAGAUGUCUCACAGAACUCAUCUACGUUAGCGGAUGCUGAUGACAUUACUACAUCCGAUAAAAAUACUCUUGAAAAUUCGUCGACCCAAGCUGACCUAGGCUUUAUGCCAGAAGUUAUUAAUAGGGAAAUGAAUGUACGCGAAGGUGCUACCGUUAUUCAAUCCAGAGAAGAAGAAUCAAUUGAUUCUCCGCGGCUUGUUGGUCUCACAACAAAAGAAUCAUCACUUGUUAACACGUCGUUUGAUUCACCGGAUGCCAAAAAUACACAGCCUAAAUGUUUGCCCCGGAUGUCAUUAUCUCCUAAAUUUCGGCUUGUUUGGCUAUGUACAGAUGAUAACUACCAGUUAUUAGAUGAACUAAACACUAUUUUCGGAAAUUCGUUUGCAACUUUUUCAAAUGUCGACA